AUGGGGUUUGGUAACCCCUAUGGCGAUGCCUAUGAUGAAGAAAUUGUUUUCGAAUGGGUCAAUCGACUUGUGGCGCUGGAUAUCGGUAUCAUCUCACUGGCAGAUACGGUCGGGAUAGCUACGCCGGAACAGGUAUUUGACAUCACCAAUUACCUCGUUGAGUCCUUACCGGGGACAGAGAUCGGUGUUCAUCUGCAUUCGACACCAGCAAACUGGAAAGAAAAGAUGCAAGCCGCACUUAACGCCGGGUGUAUCCGUUUUGAUGGCGCAUUGAAAGGAAUCGGAGGUUGCCCGAUGGCGGAUGACGAACUUGUAGGGAAUAUGAAUACCGAAUGGAUGAUUGAGUUACUCGAAAAACAACAAAUAGCUCCUUCAAUAAACCAUAGGGCACUUGAAGAAAGUCUCGCGAAGGCAACCAUCAUUUUUCCCAGUUAA
Ostertagia ostertagi is the source of this 435-nucleotide messenger RNA. The record is from the annotation of a GenBank genome assembly. Lineage: Eukaryota; Metazoa; Nematoda; Chromadorea; Rhabditida; Trichostrongylidae.